Spodoptera littoralis (African cotton leafworm) is the source of this 570-nucleotide messenger RNA. The record is from the annotation of a GenBank genome assembly. Lineage: Eukaryota; Metazoa; Arthropoda; Insecta; Lepidoptera; Noctuidae.
AUGAGUAUAUACUUUUUAGUUGAUGCGAAACGUAUUAUGAAUAUAGUAGGCAUAUUCUUGGUGAUGUGUGAAAACUUUGUCUUCGUUUUAUGGUAUGGCUUGGAAAGGUUCUCUGAAGAUGUGCACUUUAUGCAGGGCGUGCAACCUAAGUCCUCGGUGAAGGCGUGUUGGCUGGUGUCGGGGUUCGUUCUCAUAUAUGUGCUCGGUACGCAGCUCUAUAAAGCAUACAUUGAGAAAAAUGAAACGAUGGGAAAUACAAUCGCGUGGUAUUUCUUACUUAUUAAUAUAGUGCUAACGAUACUAGUGACAAUAGUUAAACUUGUAUAUGCCAUGUAUAAGAAGAAUUUGUACGAUCAACUCAGUUUAGACUCAGAAUGGGGACCAAAGAGUGAAAUACUGAGACGUAGUAGAGCUAUGUUCAGUGCUCAGGCGAUGACUAAGGAGUACAUGUAUCGACAAUAUCACCUGCAGGCUGGAAUACUGAAGAGGCAACAAAGGUCCAAUAUCAGAAAUAAACAACCAGGAGUUCGGUUUGAUGUUGAGAAAAAAUCAAUUGAUUUUCGUAUUUAA